Messenger RNA from Epinephelus fuscoguttatus (brown-marbled grouper), 4412 nucleotides. It is a transcript of the gene opcml, whose product is annotated as opioid binding protein/cell adhesion molecule-like. Gene Ontology annotation, molecular function: cell adhesion molecule binding. Gene Ontology annotation, biological process: cell-cell adhesion. The transcript is spliced from 7 exons. The coding region runs from base 541 to 1572 and encodes 343 amino acids. The record is from RefSeq and is a predicted model, not a curated record. Gene Ontology annotation, cellular component: cell-cell junction. Lineage: Eukaryota; Metazoa; Chordata; Actinopteri; Perciformes; Serranidae.
ACACAGGGAGAGACAGAGAGAGACAGAGAGAGAGGGAGAGAGAACUACUUCAGGAGCUGUAGCCUACUUAACGCAAAGAAAAAGAUACUGAAGCGAAUUGAGCCUUUUGCUUUGAGUGUACACAGCUUUCCACAGUCUCACCGAGACGACAAAAAGAAAAGGGAACACCGAGGGAGAGAAAAACAUACAAGACUUGGCUGAUGCAUCUCUCCGAGAGCAUCCAUUUCACGGCGAUUACAGUUUGAAGCGGAGGAGACGGUGCGCAUUUCUCUGAAAAACACGGCGCUUUUCUCUCCUCCGAAGUCAGUUUCCUAGAGCGGCUCGCGGGCGGAGAGACACUUUUUUUCUUUCUCUCCUGCGUUUAUCGACACGCACAGUUAUUUCAUAACAAGCCUGUUUACUUGGAGCAAAACCAGGUCGUCCACAGUUCCAGCAAGGCGACACAGCAUCUUGAUUGUGGAGUGGAAUUUGCGAUCGAGACGCAAACGGAAUAUCCAACGGUUUCAAGUUUUCCUGGAAGUUGCGCAGUGACAGAAAAUCAUGGGAAUUUGUGGCUAUUUGGCGGUGCCUGGGAAAUGCCUUGUCGUCCUCGGACUUAAAUUGUUAUUCCUUGUACCUGCAGGAGUUCCAGCCCGAAGCGGGGAUUCUGUAUUAAAGGACAACAUCACCGUCAGACAGGGGGACAGCGCCGUCUUAAAAUGCAAUGUGGACAGCAAAGUAUCACGAGUGGCGUGGCUCAAUCGCACCACCAUUCUCUUCGCAGGAAGUGAGAAGUGGUCCCUUGACCCUCGCGUCAUCCUGAUGGAAAACACAGCUGUCACAGAGUACAGCAUCAAGAUCCAAAAUGUUGACGUCCAUGAUGAAGGGCCCUAUGUCUGCUCUAUCCUCACAAACAAGAAACCAAAAUCCACAAAAGUGCAUCUCAUCGUUCAAGUACCCGCCAGGAUCACUAACAUAUCAAAGGAUGUCACGGUGAACGAGGGCAGCAACGUCAAUCUAAUGUGUCUGGCUGUUGGUCGUCCUGAGGCCAAUAUCAUCUGGAAGCAUCAUUCGGCAAGAGGCACUCAUAAAUUUGUGACGGAAUCGGAACAUCUGGUGCUGACAGCCAUUACUAAAGAGCAGUCAGGAUCGUAUGAAUGCAUUGCUUCUAAUGACAUCUCAGACUCUGAUCGCAGGACAGUGCAAGUCACAGUCAACUACCCUCCCUUCAUUUCUAAAGCGAGGAGUACGGGAACUGCAGUUGGACAAAAAGGAGUCCUGCAAUGCGAAGCCUCUGCCGUCCCGAGGGCAGAUUUUGAGUGGUACAAAGAAGACCGCAGGCUCUUCAAUGGUCUUAAUGGGGUUAAGAUAGAGAAUCAAGGCAGACAGUCAAUGCUUGUCUUUUUCAACGUCUCAGAAGAAGACUAUGGGAACUACACUUGUGUUGCCAUGAACAACAUGGGAAUCACUAAUGCCAGCAUAAUCCUUUACGGUCCCGGUGCGAUGCACGAUGUGAAUGGGGCCGCUGUGUUGCCCCGUUGCUCCGUAUGCCUCCUGCUGACUGUAACCUUACUGUACUUGAUGAAGUUCUGAUGUGAAAUGUGACAACCUCCAAGCUUCUCUCAGCAUUGAGCAGCAAGAACAGACUAUUAGUCCUUUAAGAAGAAUGGAAAUUUAAGAGUGCCAGUGGUUCACCCUUAGUUUUCUUUCUUUUUCUUUCUGGCUUUGCAUCAGAGUCUGUUCUCUGUUGGCUCGCCAAGAGUGAGCGGUGUCAAUCCGAGGAAGGGAAAAAUUUGAAUCAUGCACUAAUUUGAUGAUGGUAGAACUACCGAGUUUGUGUCUCCCCAAACCUUUUUGUAUGUGAAAAGGGAAAAAGAAGAAAAAUACAUGUAACUUGUUGAUAGUUGACUGUUUAUUGCCCAAUAUUGAAGUGUACAUUCAGAUUAUUAUUAUUGUGUCAUGUCCUGUUCAAUAUCUGUACAAUACCAUUAAGCUUUUUUAAGUAAACGACAAAAAAGGAAAAAAUGCAAUGUGAUUGUUGAAUUUUACUGUAUUUUUACAGUUGUAUGCAAAUCUGAGUAAAAGAUCCUUCAUGAUAAACAGUUCAGAAUAAUAAAUAGUACACCAUGAUUUCUCAGGCAAAGUCCUACUGCAUAGUGCAUCCAAAUUUUUAUUUCCUUCGUAGUGUGUGUAGAAAAUGUACAAAUGUGUACAGACAAUUCCUGCACUGUAUUUUUUUUAUUUAUUUUUUUUCAAAAUGCAUACAAUUAUCAGAUGAAACACCUAAUCACAGCGUCAUAGCAGCUUCACGGCAUAUUCACACUAGGCACUGAAAAUCUGAAAUUUGAUUGUUUAUGUGAAGUGUCAUUUAGGACAGACGUGUUGCUCAGUGUGCCACUUUGUUCUCUAAAGUGACAGGUUGAAUGAAAUGAUCAGAGAUGUAACUUGCUAAACAGGUAGUUAUUAAAACAUCAGGUUAGUGGGGGGUCUAAUUAGCAACAUGGCGCUGAUCAGACAUCUCACUCAGUGCAGCUGUUAAGUUGGGCAACUAAAUUUAAUUUGUAAAAUAAAAUUUUCUAACCCCCUGUUACGUUAGAUUUGGCUUUUAAAAUCUUGUUUUAAAGUUGCAACUAGUAUAAUUUACACAAACAUAUUUAAUAAAUAGCCUUUAAAUUUCUCAGGCAGCCACAGUGGUUCUCAGGUUCCCUUGGUUGACCAGUGGGCUUUUAUGCAAUUGAGGCUUUUUAUUUGGAUUCACAGAGCGAAACGAGUCAUCACAAAUCAUGUGUUUAUAUUUCUGUUCAUCUACAAUUGGAAAAUAGUACUUACUAAAUCUUGUUUUGUUUUUUUAUUGUUCUUGAAUAUCUCUGAAAAUGCACACAGACACUCAUACCUUUUUUCCACCAAACUAGCUCUGGUUCUGAAACCAGCUCAGUUCAGGAUUCUUGGAACCUUGGUGCUAUUUAGUGAACUGGCCCAUGUUCCCUCCAGUUUUUAGCGGAACUAUUACAACCAAGGAUGUGUCAUCAAUGGAGGGUGUUGCAUAAUGUAUAAUGGAAGUAAAUGGGUUAGGGUUAGGAUGGCGGAUCAUGCUGAUUACCUGUGAGCUUUUGUUCUGUUAUUACAUAUAUUUGUUUUUCUCCAAAAAACAAGCACUGACAAAGUACUAAUGAUAAGAACACUAUUACGUGCAAGACUCCAUCCUCUCUUUCCAAUUUGUAGAACAUGCUCACUAAUAUCAUUACAGUUUGAACUGCAAGUCACUAAAAACCUGCUCUUUUUUUUUGGUUCUAGCAGGAAACCAAAUUGUCAUGUUCCGAACCAGUCUGUACUUUGGUCCAAAUGCUCUAUACAGUUCAAAUUAGUGGAACAAACUGGAAUGGAUCUGGUUCCAUGUUGGUGGAGAAUGGGUAUAAGGCCCUGAUCACACAGAAAGCAUUUUAGCAUCUGGAGGCGGCUUUUGUAAUUGUUGAGAAUAAAGGUAUUGCUCGCUGUUUUUGCAUUGCUAAGUGUUUCUGCGCCCUAGGUGCCUGGCGUUUUUGCCAGAGCGCUCUGAACUCCUCAAGCUGAAAAACCUUGAACUCAGAGCUAAAAAGUGCCCUAGGUCAUCUCCACUUUUUUUGCCAUUUUCCAAUUGGAUGAUUUAAGAGGCGGGCCUUCUGGGGUGGUCACGACAACAAGUUUACAGUUGGUAAACAGUUGAGGAGAAACUGGUGGCAGCGGUUGCUGAAUGCCCAGAGCUAUACAACUUUACACAUUGCUGUUCCCACCAUCUCAAUAGAAAACAGCAGGCUAGAAGCAUUUAAAUGUAAUACUUGAAACAGCCAUCAUCGAGGAGAAGCUCCUGGACCAACAGGUGGUACUCCCUGUGAUCCACCCUCUUCUUAGGGUGUCAUGUACCCAUACAUUUUAGUCCAUUUACUAAAGGCAUUCAAUUAAAACAUAAAUAAAUACAUGAAGGCAGUGUGGUGCGCCUCACGUUUUGCAACCUGUAAAAUGCUUUCUGUGUGAUUGGGGCCUAAGGGAAAAAGUGAGAACAAAUAGAGCAACCUAAAGGACCAUGCUAGUGUUUUUGAAAGUUUGAUCUUUUUUCCUACAAACAUACCAGAGUUUUAGGUUUUUAAAUUUGUAUUUUUGUUUUCAUAUGUGAUUGAUAUCAAAAGUAAAUGCAGUGACUGGGAAUUUGCAUUACUCAUUAAACAACACAUCUGCUUUUAUUGUUGUUGAAGAUGAGUUAUCUGUGUGGUAAUGCAAAUCAAAAGUUUGCCUUACAGUACAUCAGUGGUUCUCAACCUCUUUUGUGUCAAGGACCCCUAAAUUGAUACACAUAGGUCGCGGACCCGGAUUAGAUAAUGUUUUGCUUCAGGAACAUCCAUCUGAAUUUUUUUUUUUUUUUUUUAAGAUUUUUUUUGGAGCCUUUUGCCUUUAAUGGA